AUGAUGAAGAGCAUCUCGUUAGACGCCACUAUUGACAAAUCCGAAUUCAAAAGUGAUGUGAAGACACGAAGUUUGACGAUAGAAGACUUUGGAGGCCUUUUCCCAGUAGCAUGUGUUUUAGCUGUCUUCUUCGGCCUUUCAAUUCUGAAACCUCAAUGGCUGCAAAAGAAAUGGAUUUCUUGUUGGACGUUCGAAGCUAUAGCAGCCAUUAUCGAAGCUUAUAAUUGGCAGUCUGUGAUCCCCAUCUAUGAAGAGCCAGAAUUCGGCAAUGACCUCAUUCCAUGUCCCUCUUAUUCCUUGCAAGACAUGAACACUCGAGUGCCUUACAUAAGCACCAUUCAUCAAAAUUCCACGGAUGCUCAAAUCAAAGCUGAGUUUAACGAGAUAAAAGGAAAGCGAACAUAUGUGCUUCUUGCCCACAUGACCGUCGACCUUUGGUCAAGACUUGUGGAGUAUGCACAAAAUGCAAGCAUGAUGAGUAAAGGAUACGCUUGGGUACUUACUCAAGGGCUAUCUUCUACGCUGGAUCCUGAAGUUAUGGAUAAAACUAAAAUGGGAGGCUCCACAAAUAGUGCUUUGGGUGUGAGGCCAGCUGUGUUUGUUCACUCCAGCAUUUACCCUCAUAUCUAUUACUUAGCGAUAGAAUUGUCGAAGUACAAUCAAAGCCUAUCUGUAUAUGGCUUGUGGACUUGCGACACUAUCUCAGCAUUGGCCUGUGCGGCAGAGAACGUCACAUAUAGUAAUGGAAGCAGAGUUUAUGCUGCAAAUAUAGGAAUGCGCAUUGAAACAGGCCCAGAACUUCGCAGAGCAAUUCAGGAUACUGAUUUCCGAGGCCUUGUAGUUGAUGAACCAGCUGGUGAAUUCAAACUAACGGACCCAACAUGGCCGGGUAACACAAAGGAGAGACCAACAAAGUUGAAAAUUGAGGUACCAAAAACGCAUUUUACUGAAUUUGUUGAUGUUACUGUAGAAGGACGGAAAAUAUCAGCUACUGGCUUUGCUGUUGAUGUGUUCAAAAGAGUGGUUGAUGCUUUGCCAUUUCCUUUACCUUGUGAGUUUGUACCCGUGAACAACAUUAGAGGAGAGCUGACUCCCUCCAGCUAUGAUGAUCUUCUCUACAAUCUCAAAAAAAAGGUUUCAUUUCAGAGCCAUUUUGGAGAGUCUCCGGACCCGGCCGCCGGCGGUACAGUUAGCAGCUAG
Molecule: messenger RNA, 1200 nt
Organism: Neltuma alba
Lineage: Eukaryota; Viridiplantae; Streptophyta; Magnoliopsida; Fabales; Fabaceae
Product: glutamate receptor 2.3-like
Exons: 4
Coding region: 1-1200 (399 amino acids)
Source: RefSeq, a predicted model, not a curated record